Pneumocystis murina B123 is the source of this 2703-nucleotide messenger RNA. RefSeq lists its product as hypothetical. Gene Ontology annotation, cellular component: SWI/SNF complex; nucleus. Gene Ontology annotation, biological process: regulation of transcription by RNA polymerase II. The record is from RefSeq and is a predicted model, not a curated record. Lineage: Eukaryota; Fungi; Ascomycota; Pneumocystomycetes; Pneumocystales; Pneumocystaceae. The transcript has a single exon. Gene Ontology annotation, molecular function: transcription cis-regulatory region binding. The coding region runs from base 109 to 2703 and encodes 864 amino acids.
UCAAAUAUUAAAAAUUUAAAAUAAAAUUAAAAUCUUUAAACAAAAUACUUAAAAAAAACUCAAAAUACAGUAAAAUCUUUUAAUUGAAGAGUUUUAUUUGUUACUUUAAUGGAAGAAGCGCCACUAGACUCGGCUAAGCAGUUUAAAAAUGAUUUGAUGUAUUCUGGAUGGACAGCACCUAUUUAUGAACAACCACAACCAUUUCCCAUGUUUUUGCCUGGACAAGAAACGGAUGUUACUCAAGCAGAGCUGGUUUAUCCGCCAUUUGCCAAGGCAGGACAAACAAACACAAAGUAUAUGCAGAUGCAUAGACUCUUGCCUGGUUAUGGCACACAAUCUUUUUCAGGACCUGUUGAAUCAGCCUAUGUACCAUCUUCAACCAAUAUACAAACCAGUGGAUCAAUAAAUACAUUACCAGCAAUCAAUAUGCCCAUCAAUAAUGUAAUUAGUGGCCCAAUCAACACACCAAUUAAUUCAAUAACCUCAUUUCAGCCAGCACCUUCAACCAUUACAUCACCACAAAUGUCAACGCAAUCUUUAUCAGUUUCUUCUACACUAAUUCAACCUUCAUUUUAUUCACCGUCAACUUGUUCUCCAUCAAUUUCAAUUCAGCAAGGUAUAUCAGGAACCCAAACAUUAUCUGGACGAGUAGGUCCUAUUGUACAGACAAAACCUAGCACCAUAGAUAGUCUUAUGGCGUCACUGAUAGAGUUUAUGAAUAAAAGAGGUAUAUCUAUUAAUGCGCAUCCAUAUAUUGGUGAUCAACAAAUCAAUCUUGCUGUACUUUAUAUUCAAGUUAUGCGUUUAGGAGGUUCUCACAAAGUAACACAAGCAAAUGCAUGGGGAAGUAUUGCGCAGGCAUUUGGAAUUAAUUUAACUUUAAUACCAAAUGCUGGUCAACAGCUUUCGGAAUGCUAUAAAAAUUAUCUUGCAGCAUAUGAAGAAGCAUGGAUAUAUAAUCAACAACUAUUAAUGAAACAACAGGCUAUUUCAAAUAAAUACAAACAUGGAAUAGUUCAAGAGAAAAAUGAAGAAAAAAAUACUAGUUAUAAUACAACAAACAAGGCUUUACUUCAUUUUCAAACACAACAUGUUUUACCAUCAAAAUCCACAUCACAACCAAUAUCACAACCAAUAUCACACCCAGUAUCACAGCCAGUAUCGCAAUCAGUAUCACAACCAGUAUCACAACCAAUAUCUCUAGUGCCUCAAUCAAUACCACAAUCGAUAUCUAUACCUAUUGCAGACAAUUCAGUUCCAUCUAAUUCUCAUCCAACUAUUUUGUCAUCACAGUCAACAUUUACACAGCAGUAUAAGCCAAAAAAACGAAUAGUUGAUACAUAUGGGGGAUUUGACAUGGAAUUAAUAACACGAAUGAGCAAUGAUCUUGAAAAUCUUAGAUACAGACCACCCGCUUUACACGAAUUAGGUACUAUUAAUAUAUAUGCUUUAAUAAUGAGUAUUCAAUCAAGAUUACAUUCAGAAGUUAAUCGAGCACUUGAUGUUCUCACUAUUAUUACGGGGGAUAAAAGAUGGUGUUUACCAUUACUGGAAUGUGAUGAAUUAUUGGACAGCAUUAUAGAAAUAGCAGAUGAAGAAUACCAAUUAUUGAUACCAGAUGUAAAAAAUGCAGAUGAAACAAUUUCAAUAUCAUCUUAUGAACAAAUGGUGGAUUUAUAUUAUGAUGAAAUAGAUGAUUUAACGAUUAAUUAUCGGCCAGGCAGCCAAGGUUAUGGAAGGUUUAGAUCAAUGGAGAAAAUUUUAUGUAUUACAACAAUUUUAAGAAAUUUAACUUUUGCAGAAGAGAAUCAAAAUGUUAUGGCAAAAAACAAUGCAUUGCUCAUCUUAAUAGAACAUUUAAUCAUAUUAAUAUCGAAAACAAAUAUUCUUGAAAUAUCAUAUCGUCAACGGCUAGAUUUAGCAAAAGAUUUAAUCAUUCUUCUUUCAAAUAUUUCUCAGGAUAUUCUUAUAGAUAAUGAAUCUACCGCAAUAGCAAUAAUUCGUUUAAUCACAGCAUUUUCCCCAGAUUCAAACAUUUGCUUAAAUCCUGAUAAAAUUAUUUUUACACCAUACAAUCCAACACUACAUCCAUAUCUUCCAGCUGCAAUCGAUACGCUAGCAAAACUUUUCGCAAGAAGUUUUCCAAACCGACAUACUUUUGCCAAGAUCAUGAUUUUUUUAUCUUCGAAACAAUGCCUUAGGGAUAACAUUUUUAUCCGAGCACUCAUGCUUUGUAUAUCACCGAUACCUAUUUCUACUUUAACUCAUCCAAUUCAUACAUGCGAAGUACGACUCGCUUUACUUGAACAUUGCACGCUUGCUGCAGAGACAAUUAUCAAUAUUUUUCCAAAAGAGGAUAAUCUCGCUCAUUCCAUAUUAUCAUCUGAUGAUAGUUUUCUUGAUAGCUUUGUAAAACUUGCAUGUCUACUUAGUUCUAUUGGAGGUGGCCAACUACCAAAUCAAAUCCAUAAUAUCGAAUCAAACCCAUUUUCUCGUUUUGCUAGGCGAACAAUGAACAUUUUGCGUAUUUUGAUCGAAAAAGCCAAGGAAGAAAAACCGCCUAAUGAACCUCGUCAUAUAUUUUCUACAACAUCAAAAAAAGAACAACUUUUAGGGAGUCUUCUUACACCACAUAUGGAUGGUAUGAUUAUAAAAGAUUUAUGGUCUUUAGUAGAAGGGAAUUGUGCAGAGGAAACACAAUAA